This is a messenger RNA of Coffea eugenioides, 5377 nucleotides long. RefSeq lists its product as uncharacterized. Lineage: Eukaryota; Viridiplantae; Streptophyta; Magnoliopsida; Gentianales; Rubiaceae. Gene Ontology annotation, molecular function: protein binding. The record is from RefSeq and is a predicted model, not a curated record. The coding region runs from base 202 to 5070 and encodes 1622 amino acids. Gene Ontology annotation, cellular component: autophagosome membrane. Gene Ontology annotation, biological process: autophagosome assembly. The transcript is spliced from 24 exons.
UUUAAUUACUUUUUUCUUCCGUUUCUUAAUUUUAGUUACGGAAAUCAUGUUCGUUGAUGAAUAGCUCAAACGAUUUCAAAAUCAAUGAGCUAAAAGCACCUUCCUCUCGAUCUCGAUAUCUGUAGGCACUUUUGGAGUUAGUGUUGUCAUUCCUAAUUUGAUUUAGGGAACCGAUCAGCUGAAAUUGGAGAGGAAUAAUUGAUGGAGUGGGCGACGCUACAGCAUCUAGAUCUCCGGCACGUUGGUCGGAGUUCGAAAUCCUUGCAGCCUCAUGCCGCCACAUUUCACCCUACUCUGGCUAUUGUGGCCGCCGCUGUCGGAACUCACAUCAUUGAAUUCGAUGCGCAUACUGGAAGUAAGAUCGCGGCCAUCGAUAUUGGUUCUCCGGUUGUGCGUAUGGCUUAUAGUCCUACCAGCGGCCAUGCCAUCAUUGCAAUACUCGAGGAUUGUACAAUUCGAUCCUGUGAUUUUGACUCUGAGCAAACAUGUGUGCUGCAUUCACCUGAAAAGAGAAUGGAACAAAUUUCUUCUGAUACAGAAGUUCAUCUUGCCUUGACUUCUCUUCAACCUAUUGUGUUUUUUGGUUUCCAUCGAAGGAUGAGUGUAACAGUUGUUGGAACAGUGGAAGGUGGGAAAGCUCCUACGAAAAUAAAGACAGACCUGAAGAAACCUAUUGUUAAUCUUGCUUGCCACCCUCGCCUUCCUGUUUUGUAUGUAGCUUAUGCAGAUGGUCUGAUCCGAGCCUAUAAUAUCCAUACAUAUGCUGUUCAUUACACCCUACAACUUGAUAACACCAUAAAGCUAAUUGGAGCUGGAGCAUUUGCCUUUCAUCCAACAUUAGAGUGGGUUUUCAUUGGUGAUAGACGUGGUACACUUCUUGCUUGGGAUGUAUCGACUGAAAGGCCUAUGAUGAUAGGGAUUACUCAAGUUGGUUCUCAGCCAAUUACAUCAGUUGCUUGGCUCCCAGUGUUACGGUUACUUGUUACGUUGUCAAAAGAUGGAAGCAUCCAAUUAUGGAAGACUCGAGUUAAUGUGAAUCCCAAUAGACCUCCAAUGCAAGCAAAUUUUUUUGAGACUGCUGGAAUUGAAUCAAUUGACAUCCCUCGGAUUCUCUCUCAGAAAGGGGGAGAAGCAGUUUACCCUUUACCACGAAUAAAGGCUUUAGAGAUUCAUCCAAAAUUAAACCUGGCAGCUGUAUUGUUUGCAAGUAUGACCAGUGGAGACAACCGAAAAAACAGAUCUGCAUAUACAAGGGAAGGACGGAAACAGCUGUUUGCUGUUUUGCAAAGUGCAAGGGGAUCUUCAGCAUCUGUGUUGAAGGAAAAACUCUUAUCUCUGGGUUCAUCUGGAAUAUUAGCUGACCAUCAGCUUCAAGCACAAUUACAAGAGCAUCAUUUGAAAGGUCAAAAUCAAAUUACAAUAUCAGACAUUGCACGAAAGGCCUUUCUUUACAGUCAUUUUAUGGAAGGACAUGCCAAAACUGCUCCAAUAACUCGGUUACCUCUCAUCACUAUCUUGGAUACUAAGCAUCUUUUACGAGAUGUUCCUGUUUGCCAGCCAUUUCAUCUGGAGCUAAAUUUUUUCAGUAAGCAAAACCGAGUACUUCAUUAUCCUGUUAGGGCUUUCUAUUUGGAAGGGGCAAAUCUCAUGGCUUAUAAUCUCUCUUCUGGAGUGGAUAAUGUCUACAAGAAGCUAUACACCUCGAUACCCGGGAAUAUAGAAUAUCAUGCGAAGUGCAUUGCUUACAGUAAAAAGAAGCACCUGUUUCUGGUUGUUUAUGAGUUUAGUGGCACUGCACAUGAAGUGAUUCUAUAUUGGGAGAAUACAGAUCCUCGUUCAACUAAUAGUAAAGCAAAUACGAUCAAAGGUCGAGAUGCUGGUUUUGUUGGUCCUAAUGAAAACCAUUUUGCAAUUCUUGAUGAGGACAAGACAGGACUUUCUUUAUAUAUAUUACCUGGAGUGGCUUCACAAGAGUCUAAGGACAAUAAUAGCAUGAUUGAUGGAGACCAAGCUGCCGGUCCUGACAUUACGGAUGUUACUGCUAUUAAGGGCCCACUGCAGUUUAUGUUUGAAAGUGAAGUUGAUCGUAUUUUUUCUACUCCACUAGAGUCAACCAUGCUCUUUGCUUCGCAUGGGGAUCAAAUUGGCUUGGCAAAGCUUGUCCAAGGAUACCGCCUUUCAACUGCUGAUGGUCAUUUCAUAUCAACUAAAGCUGAAGGGAAAAAAUCAAUCAAGUUGAAAACCAGUGAGAUGGUACUCCAGGUGCACUGGCAAGAAACUCUCAGGGGCUUUGUUGCCGGUAUACUAACUACACAGAGAGUGCUCAUUGCUUCAGCAGAUCUGGAUAUAUUGGCCAGUAGUUCUAUGAGAUUUGAUAAGGGGCUGCCUUCAUUUAGAUCCCUUCUCUGGAUUGGGCCUGCUCUUCUCUUUUCUACUGCUACUUCCAUCAGUAUGCUUGGCUGGGAUGGAAAAGUGAGAACUGUACUUUCCAUAUGUAUGCCAAAUGCAGUACUUGUUGGAGCUUUGAAUGAUCGCCUGUUGCUUGCAAACCCUACAGAUAUAAAUCCCCGACAAAAGAAGGGGAUUGAAAUCAAGAGUUGUCUUGUGGGCUUGCUUGAGCCACUUCUUAUCGGAUUUGCGACAAUGCAGCAACAUUUUGAGCAGAAGCUUGAUCUACCAGAAGUACUUUACCAAAUCACCUCAAGGUUUGAUAGCUUGAGGAUUACUCCAAGAUCACUUGAUAUUCUUGCCAGUGGUUCACCAGUUUGUGGUGAUCUUGCUGUUGCUCUGUCGCAAUCAGGCCCCCAAUUCACACAGGUGUUGCGAGGAAUCUAUGCAGUUAAAGCACUUCGCUUUUCUACUGCUUUAUCUGUCCUAAAGGAUGAGUUCUUGCGGUCUAGAGAUUAUCCACGAUGCCCCCCAACCUCACAUUUAUUCCACCGAUUUCGCCAGUUGGGAUAUGCAUGUAUCAGAUAUGGUCAAUUUGACAAUGCAAAAGAAACUUUUGAAGUAAUAGCAGACUUUGAAAGCAUGCUUGACCUCUUUAUAUGCCACCUUAACCCUAGCGCAAUGAGGCGUCUUGCUCAGAGAUUGGAAGAAGAGGGCGCUGAUCCAGAGUUAAGGCGAUAUUGUGAAAGGAUUUUGAGAGUCCGCUCAACAGGGUGGACCCAAGGCAUUUUUGCAAAUUUUGCUGCUGAAAGUAUGGUUCCUAAAGGACCUGAAUGGGGUGGUGGGAACUGGGAGAUUAAGACUCUUAUUAACAUGAAGGACAUACCUCAAUGGGCACUGGCUGCUGAAGUGAUGCCUUAUAUGAGAACUGAUGAUGGCACCAUUCCAUCCAUUGUUACUGACCACAUUGGUGUUUAUCUGGGCAUCAUUAAAGGAAGAGGAAAUGUUGUUGAAGUGAGAGAAGAUAGUUUGGUGAAAGCAUUUAAAGCUGAAGGUAGUAACAUCAAAGCAAAUGGACUUCAGACAGCUCUAGCCACAUCAACACCUGGCAAGUCUAAUGGGGUUCCUGAAGGUGAACCAAAAUCGAAUUCCUUGAUGGGCCUAGAAACCCUCUCUCAGCAAUUUUCGGGUUCUCAUGCAGUUGAUGAACAAGCCAAAGCAGCAGAGGAAUUUAAAAAAUCGCUGUAUGGUUCUGCCGCUGAUGGUAGCAGCAGUGAUGAGGAAGAAAGUUCAAAGACCAAAAAGUUACACAUUCGAAUUCGAGAUAAACCAGUCACAUCAUCUACCGUGGAUGUAAAUAAGAUUAAAGAAGCCACAAAGCAGUUGGGUUUGCCGAUGGGUAGAACCAAAUCAUCCACUGGUUCAUCCCCGGAUCUUGGCCUGAUUUUAUCUCAACCUGCUCCUCCCACCACUGGAAGUGUGACAGCUCCUACAGUUUCUGCACCUACUGAUCCUUUUGGAACAGACUCUCUGGUGCAACCUACAUCUACCUCACAGCCUUCCCCUAUUUCUACUGGUGCUGGAGUUACACCUAGGCCGAUCCCGGAGGACUUCUUCCAGAAUACCAUAUCAUCUAUCCAGGUUGCUGCAUCACUGCCUCCUCCUGGAACUUACCUUUCGCAACUGGAAAAGAAUUCUCAAGGAUUACAAGGUAACAAGGUUGUGGCUAACCAGGAGAGUGCACCUGUAGCUGAUAUAGGUCUACCUGAUGGUGGUGUCCCACCACAAGCAACGCAGCAACCUGUUUCAUCUGAUUCCAUUGGCCUUCCAGGUGGUAGCAUACCACCACAGUUAAGUGUUCAGCCUGUCAUGCCAGUGCAGUCUCAGCCUCAGAUGGCACAAGUUCCAAUCUCAACACAGCCCCUUGAUCUCAGUUCUCUGGAAGCUCCAGGUUCUGGAAUGCCAGGAAGAGCUCCUGAACAUCCCACUUCUCCAAAAGCUGUACGUCCUGGACAGGUUCCUCGUGGGGCUGCUGCUCCAUUUUGCUUCAAGACCGGAAUGUCUCAUCUUGAGCAGAAUCAACUUCCAGAUGCAUUAUCCUGCUUUGAUGAAGCUUUCCUAGCACUGGCCAAGGAUCAGUCUCGUGGAGCUGAUAUCAAGGCUCAGGCCACAAUAUGUGCUCAGUAUAAAAUUGCAGUCACGCUACUCCGGGAAAUUAGCCGGUUACAGAAAGUCCAAGGCCCAAGUGCUAUCAGUGCAAAAGAUGAGAUGGCAAGGUUGUCUCGUCACCUCGGUUCAUUGCCUCUUCUUGCCAAGCACCGGAUAAAUUGCAUUCGAACUGCCAUAAAAAGGAAUAUGGAUGUGCAGAAUUAUGCCUAUUCGAAGCAGAUGCUUGAAUUGCUCCUAUCUAAAGCCCCUCCUGGCAAGCAAGAUGAGUUGCGUAGCCUAAUUGACAUUUGCGUUCAGAGAGGAUUGUCCAACAAGUCUAUUGAUCCUUUAGAAGACCCUUCCCAGUUCUGUGCUGCUACACUUGGUCGUUUAUCAACAAUUGGUUAUGAUGUUUGCGAUCUAUGUGGGGCCAAAUUUUCUGCACUGUCCACACCUGGCUGCAUUAUCUGUGGAAUGGGAAGCAUCAAAAGAUCUGAUGCUCUUGCGGGACCUGUCCCUUCGCCAUUUGGCUGAGAUUCAUAAGCUUCCUGGAUCGACUUAAUUGGCAAUUUUGUUGUGUGCUACUUCCUUAUUUUGAUCCAGCUUCAUGCUGUGAUUUUGCUUAUGCUACCCUCUUUUUUUAUAAUUUUGUCCUCUUUUUUUUUUUUUUUUUCAUUUUCAUCUUUUGGUUAUUUUUCCAGUAGGUAUGUUGUUAGCUGUACAGUUUAUGUUGUUUCAUAUUGGGAGGCUUUCAUAUUUCAUGUACUAUAAUCAAUGUACUCCCAGCAGAGGGACCUGGGUGUAUUCUUUGCUGUAUUUAAGUGUAUUGGUUUUGUAUGCU